This is a messenger RNA of Neltuma alba, 1341 nucleotides long. Its product is annotated as LEAF RUST 10 DISEASE-RESISTANCE LOCUS RECEPTOR-LIKE PROTEIN KINASE-like 2.2. The coding region runs from base 1 to 1341 and encodes 446 amino acids. Lineage: Eukaryota; Viridiplantae; Streptophyta; Magnoliopsida; Fabales; Fabaceae. The transcript is spliced from 3 exons. The record is from RefSeq and is a predicted model, not a curated record. Gene Ontology annotation, biological process: protein phosphorylation. Gene Ontology annotation, molecular function: ATP binding; protein kinase activity.
AUGCCGUAUUUUCCUCCGUCUGGUUCUUGUGUGGCAUGGUCAACGGCUGGGUCUAUUGUCACAGCGGUGGUGGUUAUAGCCAUUAUAGCAAUAGCAUAUGCCGUUACUAAGUGCAUGAAGAAAGCACCAACAACCCAGAUUUCAACAACAGAUCAUGACAAUAACAUGCAUUCUUCAAACAACAAGGAAAUAGUGUUAGUAAAACCGCCAGAUUCAGAUUCACAGGUACUGGAGUUUGCAACCGUGGAAAGAUUCCUCAACAACAUCAACCGAGAGAAACCCAUCAGAUUCUCACCUGAGCAAAUUGAAGAAAUCACAGACAACUACACCACUGUUCUGGGGUCUGGUGCUUUUGGGGAGGUUUAUAAAGGUGAAUUGUCCAAUGGACAGCAAGUUGCAGUGAAAGUUCUCAACAGUUUGGAUCUUGGCGCAGAAGAGCAAUUCAAAGCAGAAGUUAGCACUAUUGGAAGAACUUACCAUAUCAAUGUAGUUAUGCUAUAUGGCUUCUGCUUCCACCGUGAAAAGAGAGCUCUUAUAUACGAGUUUGUGCAAAAUGGGUCUCUCAACAACUUAUUAUUUGGCACUCUGAACACAGAAAUCCAGUUUGGGAAGCUUCAUGAGAUUGCAAUUGGAACAGCAAAAGGAAUUGCCUACUUACAUGAAGAGUGUCAACAAAGAAUCAUUCAUUACGAUAUUAAACCAGAGAAUAUACUUCUGGGCCAGAACUUGGAACCAAAAGUUGCAGAUUUUGGUCUUGCAAAACAUUGUAGCAGAGAAAGCAGCCGCGUGAAUAUGUCUCAGUUCAGAGGAACAAGAGGGUAUGCUGCACCAGAAUUAUGGAAGUGUUAUCCUGUGAAUCAUAAGUGUGAUGUUUAUAGUUUUGGCAUUGUCCUCUUUGAGAUUGUAGGGAGAAGAAGGCAUUUUGAUUGUGGCUACAGUGAAUCACAACAAUGGCUUCCAAAAUGGACAUGGGAGAUGUUUGAGAAUAAUGAACUACCAAUGAUGAUUUCGCUGUUUGGGAUUGAAAAAGAGAAAGACAGGGAAAAAGCCAAGAGAAUGUUAAUGGUGGGCCUUUGGUGUGUUCAAUAUUUGCCCACUGAUAGGCCUCUUAUGAGUAAUGUGGUGAAGAUGUUGGAAGGUGAUAUAGAAAUCGCUGCCCCGCCAUUUCCCUUUCAGAACUUGGGGGCUGCUAAACCAAGUUUUACACCAAAGGGAACCGAUGCAGAUUCAGAUGCUUCUUAUUCAGUAGUGGCAGAACCUUCUGAUGAGCAAUGCAGUUCUAAACCGGUAAUGCCUGGUCUUCGCUCUUCACAGGCUCUUCACAGGCGGGAACUCUACUAG